Gastrolobium bilobum is the source of this 1423-nucleotide messenger RNA. RefSeq names its product ACT domain-containing protein ACR4-like. The transcript is spliced from 7 exons. Lineage: Eukaryota; Viridiplantae; Streptophyta; Magnoliopsida; Fabales; Fabaceae. Bases 1 to 1347 code for a protein of 448 amino acids. The record is from RefSeq and is a predicted model, not a curated record.
AUGGAUUGUUGGUCCUCUUCUCAGCCUAUGGACGAUGAAUUCGAGAAGCUUGUCAUUCGAAUGAAUCCUCCCAGAGUCACUGUGGAUAGCAAUUCCAAUAGAACAACCACUGUGAUUAAGGUUGAUAGUGCAAAUAAGCGUGGGAGCUUGUUGGAAGUGGUACAGGUUCUUACUGAUAUGAAUCUUAUUGUAAGAAGAGCUUACAUUUCCUCUGAUGGGGAAUGGUUCAUGGAUGUCUUUUAUGUUACGGAUCAAAAUGGGAGAAAGUCUCUUCCUGAUGAUGUAGCUGACCGUAUUCAACAGUCACUGGGUCCAAGAGCCCGUAGUUUCCGGUCAUUGAGAAGAUCUGUUGGGGUUCAAGCAGCAGCAGAACAUACAACCAUUGAAUUAACUGGAAGAGACAGGCCAGGAUUGCUUUCAGAAGUUUUUGCUGUUCUUGCAGAUCUCAAAUGCAAUGUGGUAGCAGCAGAAGUCUGGACACACAAUUCAAGAAUGGCAUCGGUUGUUUACAUCACUGAUGAGGCAACAGGGUUGUCAAUAGACAAUCCUGAUCGCCUUGCUAACAUUAAGCAGCUUCUACUGUAUGUGCUGAAAGGAGACAUAGAUAAGAAGAGUGCCAACACUGCUGUUUCUGUUGGUUCUACUCACAAGGAAAGGAGGCUGCAUCAAUUGAUGUAUGCUGAUCGUGAUUAUGACAUAUAUGAUGGGGAUUAUGGAUCAACAAGUGAAAGGAACAAGCUCCUUGUAACUGUUGAUGAUUGCACGGAUAAGGGAUACACCGUUGUGAACUUAAGGUGUCCAGACCGACCAAAGUUACUAUUUGAUACUGUGUGCACACUCACAGACAUGCAAUAUGUUGUGUACCAUGGAACUGUCAUUGCUGAAGGACCAGAGGCAUAUCAGGAAUAUUACAUAAGGCAUGUGGAUGGAUGUCCUAUCAGUUCUGAAGCAGAAAGGCAAAGAGUGAUUCACUGCUUGGAGGCUGCUAUAAGGAGAAGAACUUCUGAGGGCAUAAAGCUAGAACUCUGUGGUGAAGAUAGGGUUGGCCUUCUGUCCGAUGUAACUCGCAUUUUUAGAGAAAAUGGUCUUUCUGUCAACCGUGCUGAGGUUACAACCCGGGGUUCCCAAGCCAUGAAUGUUUUUUAUGUGACUGAUGUAGCUGGAAAUCCAGUUAAGAGUGAAACAAUUGAGGCAGUUCGAAAAGAAAUUGGCUUGACUAUACUGCAUGUAAAAGAUGAUGGCUGCUCAAAAUCUCCAUCCCAGGAGAGUGGAAAAUUCUCUCUGUGUAAUCUCUUUCGAUCAAGCUCUGAGAAGUUUCUUUACAACUUGGGUCUGAUGAAGUCUUGAACAUAGUGCAUUUCCAUAAUUAGGAGCCAUCUAUAAUGUUCUAAUUUGUAAAUAGUAGCUUAGUUUUGCCUACAAU